AUGAAGAAAACAGUAAAAAUUGUUGUUGAUGUAUCCAUGUAUCCAUCUGUCGAAUUAUUAAGUGAACCUCGAGUAAUUGAUCAUAUCUCGAAACAAGUAUAUGAUAUUCUAGAGAAAAAAAGACAAAAGGCACGUGAUAGUGCAAUAAUCAAAGCUUGUAAAAAUGCUGUCUCUCUUCUUCUAUCGAAGAAAAAAGGAAUUCCACCAACAAUCUUAUCCGUUUAUUUGCCAAUGAAUAUUAUUGAGUCAUCUGAUGAUACAGUUGUACCUAGUGUUUCAUCCGAUGAAGACAUAUUGGAAACAGGUGUUGGUGAAGAUGAUGAUAGUAUUAAUAGCGAUCAACUUUCAUCAUUUAAUUCACAAGGUUCACAUAUUUCUUUUUUUUUAUGUAACAAUGUAAUGACAGUAAAUACAACUUUCGAAUAUCUUUUUGAUUAUUUUAAACAUUCUCUAUCAAUUAAUAAUAAACCGAUGAAUCUUGAAAAGAUCCUAACGGAUGUAUGUAGUUAUGCUUUUCUUGAACUUAAUUGUUCUGUGAACAUUCGCAUGUUAAAAAAUGAAAUAAGCCGUCAAAUCAGUCAGAUAGUGCAAUCAGCACGUAUACGUGCUGCCGGUAAAAGUGUUAUCGGAGUUCUACGUACAAAAAAUAUUUUCUCAUUUAUUUUCAAAUCUAUCAAUUCUCUGAAUCGACUUGAACCAUCGAUGGGAUUUAUAAGAUAUAAAAAUGAUGAUUAUUUAAGUCCAAGUCUUUUUAUUCGAGAAAAUAAUGAUGAAACUGCUAUUUUUCAAUUUUAUCCAUUUCCAAAUAUAGUUGAGAUAACCAUUAACGAGACAUUAGUGAGAAAGGCAUUAUCUUCGUUUGAUAUAGUACGAGCAUUAGAUAUUAAUGAAAUUUCUAGUCUUGUUUCACAAUGUGUUGCAACAUAUGAUUUAAAAUUAAAUUUACCAAUUUUUGAAGAAAUUCUUAAAACAAAAAUAUUGCUUGAACGUAGUACGUUAAAUUCUAGUUAUUUUUUAACUAUGUCUGUAAAACUUGCAGAAAAAGAAGAUCAAAUUGAUAAAGUUAAUGAACAAAGUCAAAUAGAUGAUUCUCAUUCCUUCUGUGAAGAAGAAAUAGAUGCUAUUAUUGGUCGAACAUACAGCACCCGGGGUGUUAAACGCUCGUAUGAAGAAGAUCCUAUUUGUGUUGAACCCACUAAAAACAUACAGAGAAGAAAUAAAAUAAUAAAAGAUCAAAGAGAUUUAUUGCAUCUAAAGGAUACCUAUCAUCUAACGGAUAGUGCUUUUAAUGCUAUUUUUAAGUAUAUUCAAAAUAAAAGAAAACUCUGUUCAUUAAAAUAAAUCGAACGAUUAAGAAGAAAUACAAACUCCAAAUUUCCUAUUGCAUACACUAAGACAAGUGCCUAUGUUAAAUUUGAAUAUGCAGUAAGAACUGCUAUUUUCGUUGCUCAAAAAUAUGAGCUAAAGCUCAAUCAGGUUGAGAAACUUAAUAUUCGCUUUAAUAUGGACGGUACACUCAUCGGAAAUAAGCACAUAGUCGCCAUAUCCAUAAAUUGCAUUGAAGGUGGUCGUCAAUGCCAAACGUCGACACAUCUUGUUCCUUUAGCUCUUUUUGAAGUACAAAAGGAGAACACUGAAUUAUUACGCAAAACUCUGCCUGUAGAAUUUAUUGCUGAUAUAAAAUCAGUAAAACAUAUUUCUGUAGGAGAAAAAAAUAUAGAAAUUCAUAUUCGAUUAGGAGGGGAUUUGAUGAAUGCCGUGUACGUGUUUGGACUUAGGGGCUUCAGUUCUAAUUAUCCCUGCGUCUUUUGCACGCAACAUAAAGAUGACUUACACAUAAUUGCAGAGACUGCUUAUGAUAAAAUAACUACUGAGGGAAAGGGUAAAAACAAGAAAACAAUUAAAGUUCAUAUUGGUUCCACUUCUUAUCAUGAUUUCACAAAACGAGCACGAUCCCUUACCGAGCAAGAACUUUGUUUAGCUAAAAAGAAUAAUGAUUUAGGAUAUAAAUGCGAACCUCUUUUUGGUGAUCUUUUUGAUUAUCAGGAUUAUUGCGUGGACACGCUACACAUGAAGUUACGAAUCUUUGAUGUUAUUUUAAAAGACAUAUUGUCUUAUGCUUCUCGGACUGGUAAAUACGGAGGCGAGCAUUCAACAAUUAUUGGAAAAAAAAUUGAAAUUCUUAAUCAGCAUUGUAAGAGAACUAUCGGAAAUCGUUUUUUCUUUCAAGUAGAAAUAGAUGAUAAAAAUAAAAUUAUUGCUUCACAUGGAAAGCUUUCCGGUCAUCUUCAAGAUCUGUUUUUUGUUGAUAGCUUUCCUUACAAAGAAAUUCUAGGUGAUGAAAUUGCAAAAUCUGCUCGAAGUGUUGUGAAUAAGUUUAAAGAACUUCUUAAUGAAGUUAAGCAUAAUUCUGUAAAACGAAAGGGUCAUCUAAAACGUCUAUGUCUAGAAUUUGUAAAAGAAUUUCGUCAAAGUGGUCUUCGUACAACUGUUACUCCGUAUAUCCAUAUAAUUGGAAAUCAUUUAUUCGAAUUCGAUGAAUUCAAUGACCUUGGAGAUUACAAUAUGCAAGGAGU
This is a messenger RNA of Rotaria sordida, 2576 nucleotides long. The record is from the annotation of a GenBank genome assembly. NCBI's taxonomy places the organism in Eukaryota, Metazoa, Rotifera, Eurotatoria, Philodinida, Philodinidae.